AUGUCUUUUGGUAAACUGUUGCGGUUGUCUCCUUACUCUCUCAAAGAUUUUGAAAAUGCAAUUAGCCACAAGGAAAGCAAUGUAGUUCUUCUAGUGGAAUCUCAUGUAGUACUCUUACUAGUGCUCAUCAAAGGUGAUGAUGAAUACUCUGCAGCUGUUCUGGAAAAAAUACAGAAGAAGAGUGAAUAUUUUGAUUGGGAGAUGGAGAAAUGGCAAAUUCGUACAAGUCCCUUAGGUAAGGACAAAUAUUAUAAUAGGUAUUGGUGGUUUCACCGUGAUGGGAGGAUAUUUGUUGAAAGUUCUGACUCCAAGGUAUCAGGAGUCUACAGUAGCCAAGAAGAGCUUUAUGCAUUGAUGAGUUCACUGAAUUGCAAAGGUGUAAGGGAAAGGUCACUGCAUAAACAAUUGGAAAAAUAUUAUAAUAGAAUAUGCUCUGAACUGCAGAAAAGUUCAAAGGAUUUGGUGCAUAAGGUUGCCCAGGAUGACUCUAUGGUCCGAAGGUCUACUCGUGUUUGGGCUCCACCUAGGGAAAAUCCUUCCAAAGCUUUCGUCAAAUAUGCCAAUGACACAUUAAGAAGAAUUGGAAAGGGAUCGCGAGGUCAUGUUGUUGUAUUGCCUACUGUUGUUGUCAAUAAUCGACAAUAUCGAGAUGUGGAGACAAAUGAGUGCUUGACAAACAAUGGUGGUUGCUGGAAGGAUAAUUUAGAUGAAGCACUAUUAGAGAAUGAAUUUAGAUGA
Messenger RNA from Glycine soja, 738 nucleotides. RefSeq names its product DDT domain-containing protein DDB_G0282237-like. The coding region runs from base 1 to 738 and encodes 245 amino acids. The transcript has 6 exons. The record is from RefSeq and is a predicted model, not a curated record. Lineage: Eukaryota; Viridiplantae; Streptophyta; Magnoliopsida; Fabales; Fabaceae.